AAAAGGGACCAUGCAUAUGAUGUUUGGAGUUGGGUUUAUUGUAGACGUGAAUCUCUGCAACGUAGACCAUUGGCAAGAUAAGUUUUUUAUUUUCGAGCAUAGAGGUUUUUGAGUAAAUUAAGAGUUUGCAAAGAAACCUGAGCCCGGCCCAGCCGGUUUCAUCUCAACUAGAUACGCAAAGCCCAGCCCAAAUGCAUUUCUGUUCGUUUCCACGAGAGAGGAAAUCCUACCACUCCACCGCCGCCGCCGUCACUACCACACACACACACACACAAGCAGAGCAGGAUGAGCUCCCAGCCGGCGACCAUGGCGGCGGCCGCACGAGCAGCAGCGACGCAUCUCCUCCCUGGCCUCCCGGAUGAGGUCGUGGUCUGGGAGAUCCUCGUCCGCCUGCCCCCCAAAGCCAUCCUCCGCUGCCGCGCCUGGCGCCUCGCCACCUCCACCCGCGACUUUCUCCUCGCCCACCACGCCCGCCAGCCCACCACCCCCCUCCUCUACGGCUACAACUGCGCCGGCGACGUCGUUGAGUCCCUAGACAUCAUUCCGUUGGACAACGUGGCAGGGGUCGACGAGCUCCAGUACAGCGCGCGACUUGGCAUUCGCAGCGUUUACGGCCACGGCCUCCUGCUCCAGGACUCCUGCGAUGGGCUCCUCCUCCUUCACAACGGUAGCCUGCAUUGGUACGUAAACUCCUACAUAACGGUAUUUGACACCAUUUCUGAGUCGCUCCGGUUGAUGCAAUGUUCGAUUGUUAUUGACUGCGCCGACCUGUUUGAGAUGGGUGGCAUGCUUGGCAUGUUCGGUCUUAAUUAUGAAGGGACAAGCGUUGAAAUCUGGGCGAUGCAGGACUACAAAUCCGAGAUCUGGGCCUUAAAGUAUCGGGUCGAAUUGCCGGUUGCGGAGAUCAGCUUGCAAUGUGGAAAGUUUGACCAUCGUUGGGAGGUGGUUGCCACGUCGUCUUGGGACGGUCAUGUGCUCGUGCUGGUCCAUUUUGAUGAUUGGCUACUUCAGGUUGGCAUGGAAGGCCAGUUGGUUGCCAGUUUCCAUCGCAAAGGCCUCCGUCCUACUCGACUUCGACUCAAACAAAGUCUAGUUUCACAUGCUUUCUUUCGGACACUAGAGGGUUAUGUUGUCAACAACUCGCCUUUCAUCAGAUGAUAAUGUGCUGCAGAUUAUGCGGAGGUGGAUUUUGCUGAACUGGAUGCACUAUGAGCCUGCUAGCUUCUUUGUUGAGGUUCAAAAACUUAUGAUCAAGGAGCUCUGACACUUACAUGGAUGCAUUAUGUUUCUUUGAAUAUCCUUUGGGGCCAAUGUCGUUACUGUGAUUGUGAUGCCAAAAUUACAAGUCAUUUGGGUAAGUGGUUGAAAUGUUUGCUAAAAUUACAGGCGGUUUCCUGUUUCUAAGCUAAAGAAGAAAUGGGGCAGAUUAUCCUCCUUGUUGAAGUAAAUUGCACCUGAUUUUGAACCAGAACUCGGAGCACCAGUUAAACUGAAAGAGUGCAUUAUAAUUAAUUAUGGUUAAGUAUUGAUAUAUACAUCUGCCUUUGUGUUGCAUCAUUUGGAAUUGUAUUUAUCAUUCACCUUUGCUGCUAACCAUUUUAAGGAAUCAACACUUCUUGUGAUGUUCAAUCUUAACAGAAGCUU
Messenger RNA from Aegilops tauschii subsp. strangulata, 1644 nucleotides. RefSeq lists its product as uncharacterized. Gene Ontology annotation, molecular function: protein binding. NCBI's taxonomy places the organism in Eukaryota, Viridiplantae, Streptophyta, Magnoliopsida, Poales, Poaceae. The record is from RefSeq and is a predicted model, not a curated record.